Messenger RNA from Stylonychia lemnae, 1983 nucleotides. The record is from the annotation of a GenBank genome assembly. Lineage: Eukaryota; Ciliophora; Spirotrichea; Sporadotrichida; Oxytrichidae.
AUGCAAAAUGAUGGGCAAAUGUUUAAUAUAAACGGGGAGUAUUUUAUUUAAAUCAACCAACUUUACAAAGAGUUUAAUCACAACAUAGAAUAGUUGAGCACAAGUGUAGUCAAUUUUUGGAAAGAUUUUGAAAGAGAGUCCAUUAACGUUGAAAAACUGCAAAUUGAGGGAAUUGCUAUUGCUAAGAAUAUAUAAUCGACAUUCAGAGUGUUCUCAGACCUAGACAAUAUAAAGCUUUUCAAAGAUUAUCAAAUGUAUUUUCAGUUUGCCAUUGUUCAACUUCAUAUUCUAAAUGAUCAAAUAGCUUAUGAGCUCUAUGUCAACAAGAUGAAAAGCAUAUUGGAAACAAACAAGAUGUUUGAGAAAAAUUUCUCAUCUGAAAGAGAUAGUGAUUAUUCUAAUUUCAUAAUAUCAGAUGCUAACGGCUAGAAAUUUGGUUAAAUCUUACAAAUGAAUAAUAGUCUGAAGCAUUUGCUUGGAUGGACAGAAGAGGAUUAUACUAAAUAUAGAAUUGAGUCAUUUAUGCCAACUUUGAUAAAAGAGAAGCACAGUGCAUUCUUAGAGAGAUACGAUAAAACUGGUUAAUCUUUUAUCAUAAACAACAAAACUUGUAUGUUUGUGAAAAAGAGUAAUGGCUAUGUAAUUCCCAUUGAGCUAUUCAUUAAGUUUCAUUACUCCAUUGAGUAUUAGUAUGUGUAUCUUGCUAUUCUGAAACCAUUCUAUGAGAUGGCGCCAUUUAGUAACGGUGUAAGAUAUAAUACCGAUUAGCUUCUGUUUGUAAUCACUGAUGGUGAUGAUGGUAGAAUAUUCGAAUAUUCAGAGUCAUGUAAAAGUAUAUUAAAAUUCAAUAAACAGUAUACAAAUGAUGGAAUAAUUAAGAUUGUCGACGAAUUAAUAGAGAAUUUUAGCUUUAAGAUCUUUACACAGACUCGGUCUCAUAGAUACAUAACUGCUGAAAUAUAUGAAGAAAUUCAUUAUCUAGACCUAACUUAUUUAUCUGAUGUUACUGAAUAAGAUAUUGACAAAGGACUAUAAAAUUUAAACAAUACCCUAUUUGAUAAAUUUACUAAGGCUAAAACUAGAGUAUUUGAAGAAAGAUAUAGUGGAGGAGUAUUAGAUCUAAAUAUAUUCUGCUUCUUAUUACUACACGAAAACGAUGACAAUACUCUAUCAAGAAAUUUCAAUAUUGAAUAGACAAUUAUGAACACAGCAGUUUAAAAUUUGUAGAAAGAUUUAUCGCAUAAAAACUAAACUCAGAGUUCUCAUAUCGAAAGUGCCCAUGACUCCUCAUCUAUUACUGGUUCAUCUUUCUCAUAGAAAUCAUCAACUACUAGUAUGCUAGAUUAUAGGAAUUUUCAUUCAUUUAGCGCUCAAAAGACCCCUAGAUCACUAAAAAUUAUAAUCUAGCUAAUCUUUAUACUGUAUCUGGUAAUGAUAGUGAUAUCAUCAGUGAAUCUAGGCAUUAAUAUCACUAGGUAAAAACAAAGUGAGUAUGAUGUUCAUGUAAUUAAAGAUGCUAAUGAUAGAAUGAAUCUUGUUUCAAUAAAUUUGUUAAUAUCUCGUGUUCUCCUAAAUAUUGCAAACGGUUAUGAGCCAGAAAUAAGUUCGCUAAUGGAAGAUAGAUUUAAAAAUUACAAGGAAAUUUAAAGAGAAAAAAUUUAACUUUUAAGAGAAGCCCAAUCAAGUCUUUAACAAUCAAGCUUUGUAAAUUCCGAUGAACUUUCAUAUGAAUUGAAUGAAAAUUCAAUGAAACUUUAUUAUCUGAAUGAACAAAACUUGAGAUAUGAUAAGCAGGAAAAUAUAAAUAUUGCUUUUAACUUGUACAUUGCUCGAGUUGCAGAUAUGAAUUCAAUGACUAAGGAAUAAAUGAAGGGAAAUCAAGACAUUUAGACUUUGUAUCCAUCAACUGACCCUACUUACAAACCAAACAUCUAUGAAUAAACCCUCUUUUUCACUAUUGAAAAUGGUAAUAAAGGAUUUUGA